CGCGUUUUGCGGAGCUCUCGCGAGACGGUGGAGCUCGUUUCCUAUUCCUUCUUGCAAGUACUGUACCUUUCUACUAGCACGGAAUAGCAGCGAAACUGCACCACCCGAGCGCUUCUGUGGAGUUGCCCCUUGACCGCAGUCGUUGUGACAUCCUGUGCUCAUCACCAUGCCCUCCCACCACGGAGACCAGAGGCAUGGGCCGCAUGUUCUCGUGGCUCGCCAAAUACCACCAGAUAUCAUGGGUGAAGAUGCACAAUACACGCAGAAAGAGCGAGAGGUCGUACCUGUAUCACUAUUGAGGAAACGAGAUCACGGCCCAAGACGAACGCGGCAGGGUCGGUUGGUGGGACAUUCGCUACUGGGCGACCCCGAAGAGUUCGAGGAAAUGGAGCGCUCAAUAAACGGAAACAGCGAUAUGGAAGAGCGGCAUUCGGUGUUCAAGGCCGGCGUGGACGCAAAGUCAAACGACGCAGGGGAGAAUGAAGGUAGAUGGGACGGGGACGCAACUUCAGCCGAAGUGCUGGCGCAGUUCAACGCUGCUAUGAAGGAAGCGAAGCGCAAACAGGCGGAAGAGAAGCGGUUAUGGCUGAGUCGGUUGCAUAUCUUUCAACGAUACCGGGAGGUGCGGGAGGAACACGCAUUGAAGAACUGGCAGCAUCAUAGCGUCGAGUGGAACAGAGUAGAAGAGAGAUUAGCGAAGAAGGCCAAGAAGUCUCCCGGCGAGCUCCUCAUGGCCCGCUUAGGCGAAUACCGCGAACGCCUAGAAGAGCACGAGCUCAUUGAUACAGCUUUGCGACUACUAGACGACGAGCACGUCGAUUUUUGGAAGACGGGCUUGAGGCUUGGAAGCGACCUGCUGGGACUGACGAUGCCGAUUCCGAGAGGUGGUCCACGACAGAUCGAGAGAGUAAGGAGUUAUGAGCGACAGAGAUGGACAAAAGACCACUCAGCGACCAUACGCAAGCUCGUAGCCCCCAAAGAAGCGCUCUACGAAGACAUCAUCUCCCUUUUCGAUCCGUUCUUCCUGAACGACGAAAGCGGCUACCUAGAACUCCAAGGCCACAACCCCCUCCUCUCCCCGCACCUCCCACACCUCGCCGAAUCCUACCUCGACCGUCUAAAAGCCGCCGCCGCCACGAAAACUCCCAUCGCAGACGAAAAAGACGAGACCACGUCAAAUAUCACCCCCGACAAGGCGUCGGGACAUACCUCCCGUCCAGCGUCUGGGUCAAAAGACGCGGGAGAGGAUGCGACUACCGUGGAGGGACCGCACCUAGACCUUGCGACCCCGCGCCUGUUCUUUGAUGUGGAACUCAACACGGUGUCGAUGUCGGUGCUGACGGUGUAUAACCGCGGAACGACGGCGGUGGGGUUCGAGUGGGUGCCAAUCAAAAAGCCUAAUCCACUGAAUAUCAAAGCAGUGUACGAUGAGAAACAGCGGUUUUUUUUCUACUACAAAAAGGGCGUGAUCCUGCCCGGGACCGCUUUUGACUUUCCGAUCAUCUUCAAAUCUGCUACGCCCGGGGUAUUCACGGAAAUAUGGAGUCUGACAACCGUGCCCGCGCUGGGACCCGAGGCAUCGUCGCAGCCGACUGUGACGAUGCAGGGCAUCGCAUUGGAGCGGGACGAUAAUGAAGCCAAGAGAGAAAAAUUAGAGAAAGCGCUUUUGCGAAAACAAGCCCUAUCCGCUGCAAAAGCGAUCAUAUCCACGAUCCUCACCAACAUCAAACCCCGCGUCGUCUCUGCCCGCUCGUUACGCCGUAUCGCGGCGAAUGAGGACGAGCAUCUGUUUGAGAAGCGGAAUCGGUCGUUCAAGCUGUAUUACACACCCAAAAUCUUCGACAAGCUCGCCACCCUCGCCUCCGAGACGUUGGCCACCCUGCACGACCAAUCACCAGACCAAUCAACUCCCGCUGAAUGGGAUAGAUCCGUUUCCACUUUAUCCGAGUUGAUCAACGCGAUCAUGGAUAUCGACCUCCGCUCCACCUCCCUCCGCCGCCUGAACCAGCUCAUUGCCGCCGCGGCCAUUUCGCCGCGGAGUAGCGCGACCAGUAUGCUGCACGUCAUUGUAUAUGAUACCUUCGUGAAUGCCGCGGACAGGAUCGCGGAGACGAGUGAGGCGAUGCGGAGGAAGAUGGGGUUGCCUCUUGCGCGGGCAGCGACCCGCUUCGACGAAGCCGACGACCCACGAAGCGACAGCGACGGUUUGCCUGGCGACGGACCCGCACCACCACCCAACACAGUGCAGCAAGAGAAAGACACCUCCGCGCGCAAAGCGACGCCGCCGGUCGUGCCGCCUACGGGAGCGAGCGAGCAGACGCCGGCGGUGGCGGUGCCGGAGAAGGCGGGGAAGAAGGGGGCUGGUGCGGCCGCGACAGGCAAGGAAACGACCAAAAAAGCGGCUACCUCCGCCGCCGACAAAUCCGCCGACAAAGGGAAAGGCAAAGGCGGGGCUAAGGAAGCAGCCGCGACCGCAGCGGCCGCGGCGGCGGCGGCUUCCGCACCGGUAGUCCCUGCAGCAACCCCCGUAGCUCCGCCUGCGCAGGCUGUAGCUCGAAAAGAAGUGGAAACGACGGUAACGCAUUCACCGCUCAAUCUGUCAAAGCUGAUCAUCAGGCCGAAGAAACCGGACUCCACGCGCGGCUGGAGCAAAGAGCGGCGCGCGGGCGAGGAGGCCUAUCGGGCUGCGUUUCGCGCUGAGGUCCGACAACUCCUCACGACGGCGAUCGAUCGCAUGUCCACCCUUCUGGGCGACGCUACGUGCGAUGUGGAGGCGUUUUGAGGUUCGCUGUGUUUUCCGGGUUGUGGUAGUACAUAGAGUUUUGGAUCAUGGGAAGCUGCUCAUCAGAGUCGGUGAAGCCCCUCCCCUGCAUGCCGGUGCAAUCUGCAUAUGGGGGGACCCUCACAUUUUUGGAAACUGCGUGAUAGUUUUCCUCAUGAAAUAUAUGCCCCCAAACCCAAAAGCUCAAAACGCAGCAA
Fimicolochytrium jonesii is the source of this 2979-nucleotide messenger RNA. Its product is annotated as MYCBP-associated protein family-domain-containing protein. The coding region runs from base 167 to 2782 and encodes 871 amino acids. The record is from RefSeq and is a predicted model, not a curated record. Lineage: Eukaryota; Fungi; Chytridiomycota; Chytridiomycetes; Spizellomycetales; Powellomycetaceae. The transcript has 20 exons.